Messenger RNA from Sinocyclocheilus grahami, 9282 nucleotides. RefSeq names its product histone-lysine N-methyltransferase SETD2-like. Gene Ontology annotation, molecular function: histone H3K36 methyltransferase activity; protein binding. Gene Ontology annotation, cellular component: nucleus; chromosome. Lineage: Eukaryota; Metazoa; Chordata; Actinopteri; Cypriniformes; Cyprinidae. The coding region runs from base 400 to 8052 and encodes 2550 amino acids. The transcript is spliced from 20 exons. Gene Ontology annotation, biological process: regulation of DNA-templated transcription. The record is from RefSeq and is a predicted model, not a curated record.
UCUGAGGCUGCCCUACUACACCAUGAAACACAGCCUGCUUCGUACUGAUAAAACAGUACAGAGGAUUCGUCUAAUGACUAUUUAUUUGAUCGCCUUGGACCGAGCAUUAAAUGCAAGCAUUUGGAUGUAACGUUAGCUGUAUGCUAUCUAGCACCAGGCGAAUUGUGUUUUCGAGAGCGGUUUGUUGCCCCGUGUGGAUUUGACGUCUGUGUUCUGCUGGACGUUGAGGAAAAAUCAAGUGAAAGAGGUUGCCAUCAUUGUCCUACAAGAUGGAGUGCUUAACCGAACUGGAGAAGUAUAAGAAGUGCGACACCGUAUCAGAGAGCAUACUACUCUGAGUUGGUUUGCCCGAAGUGUUGUAGCUUUCUUCAAGCUGCUCAGCAUCAGCUCUGACUCAAAAUGGAUGCUCUGUUGAAUCAAGAGCUCAGGGAAGAUGUGAAAGAUUGUUCGAUCAAGGUUGAAAACUUCCCGAAGCAAGUCAUAUUCAAAGGCCUUGCACCUAGGGUCAUAUUGACAAACCAUCUCCUGCCUAAAGGAACCAAGGCGAAGGUAAACCUUGAGGAACAGGGUCGACAAAAGGUCUCCUUCAGCUUCGCACAGACAAAGAAACCACGUCAAAAUGUAUUUCUAGCCCCACCAAGUCCGGAGAAAUCGGCAAGUGAACAUUCUUCUGCACUGCAAGCUGGACCUGUACCUACUCCAGAUCUAGCAGGACAGAGUGAUGAAACCAAGAAUGUGGAUACAAAUACUCCAGCAGUUGGGGAGACCCAGACAACACCCACCCCAUUAUCCUUCCCUCUCAAAUCAAAACCUGUUCUUGGAAAGAUGCAUUUUAAGAAACAGAUUCUCAGCGUUACUGUUGUUGAGGAUAACUCCAUUGUCAGCACUGCCUCAGCAGAGAUUUCAGAGCCAGUAGUCCCAUCUGAGUCAGACAAAAUUAGAUCUUCAGCCAAGGUUGAAACUGAAACCUCAUUGCAACAGUCUCACAAGAACUCUGUCAUUGAUAGUUCCUCUGAAAAAGUUCUCAAAGAGGAAAACCCUCAGGAGAAAGUAGACUCAUGCCUUAAAGGUCCUGUUUCUUCCCAUAUUGGGAAGGGAGAUAAGGAUACUUCCAUUAUUUCUGAGCAUGAGGAAAACAGAAAGUCACAACCUCGAUCAGAUUGCACGCUUCCAGGUUCAGAAUCUGAUGGGGAUUCAAUCAAAACAUCAUCUAGCCAGAAGUCUAGUGACCGCAGAAAUAAGAUAAAAUCUGAAUGUCCGAGUAACGAAGCAAAAAGAUCCUCUAAUUCCAAAACUGAGGAGUCAGAAAAAUCCAGGCAUGAUAGGAAAGAAGAUGAAAAGGGGUCAAGUCGUUCAAAAUCUGAGCGCGACUCUAGGCACACAUCGUCAAGAUCUUCUCGUUCUGACAGAGACAGAAGAAGGACCAAAAGUCGGUCACGGUCUAGAUCUCGAGGCUGUCGAACUAGUUCCUAUUCCAGGUCUGAAAGAUCCAGGAGUGAGAGACAGUCAAGGUCAGAUAGGUCACAUUACCAUGAUUCUGAGUGGAGGUUUCAUAGAAGUUCUCCUCAUCGUGAAAGGAGAGGCUCACGUUCACGAACCGAUGGCAGGUCUCGUGACAGCUCUGACUCAGAGGAUGACCACCGGCGGACAAGGACUCGAGGUAGUGACUCAAGUCGAUCCUCCACUUACUCUAGCUCGCAAAAAGACUCAAAAUUAUCCACUCACUCCAGAUCCCACAGGGACUCAAAACCCACAGAUUGUUCUCGAUCAUCCGAGUCAGACAAAAGAACCCAGCAUUCAAAGUCAGAGCGAUCUCAUUUAAAAGCUGGUGACUCUGAAUCCAAUAGAAGGAGCUCUCCUGAUGCAGAAAUGGUUCACAGGAAAUCCAGUGCCCACUCAAAAUCUGAGAUUAAUGCUAAAACCUCAAAUUCUAACCCAGCUACCUCAUCCCGAACAUCUGAGAAAAAGGUUCAUAAAAACAGUUCUGACUCUGAUGAGGAGCACAGAAAAAAACGUCAGUCACAAGGAUCAGACAGGUCAUCUGUGUCUGGGACUUCAUCUUCCAAAAAAACAGACUCAAUGGAUCACAAGACUUUAAAUAAUGUUUCUGAAACAGAGAGACAAUCAAAAGACAGAUCAAGUAAUAACACAAAGCAGUCACAGUUAGCCCUCAGCCCAGUUACUCCUCAGAAGGAAUGCAGCAAAAUUGAUGACAACUCUACUCUGCCUAAAUCUAAAUGCAUUUCUCAACAGAUGCAUGAAGCUACGCACAAAGUUAAUUUGUUCAAAACAAAACAACAAACUGAGCAACAAGCUCCAAACCAAGAACAUAGUAGUUUGGGAAAGUGCACAAAUGUUCCUGAGAGUCACAAGACAACUGAAAGAUUGAAGGAAUCCACUUCCACGACAAGUAGAAGUCUUGAAGUUAGAAGUUCCACUGAUGAACCUGGAAUGAAAAAUGAGAUUCCAAUCCAAAGUAGAGCUCUGGCAGAAGGACCGACUGACUCAUUUUGUGUAGGCCACACUCCCAAUCAGGAUUCAGUAGGAUCACUGGCAGACCCUCUUUCUGUGAAAGAAUUACCACCUGGAGGAUGCUUGAAAUUUAACACUAAAUUAGAUGGGCCAUCGCACAUCACACCGAGUGCUCAACUCUGUGAAAAGGAUUCUGAGCAGCAUUAUGUGAAUCCUGAACAACCCAGUAGUGGGAUUUUGAAAAUGGAUGGUAGUGCUAAAAAAUCCAGAUGGGACAUUGUUGGUCAAGUCACUUCAGAAUAUCAAAUAGUGAAUCCAGAUGUGGAAAAGGUCAUUUCGGUAAAAAGAAUAGAGUUGAACAAUGAUACUACCCCUGAAGAAUCUUGUACACAGAAACAGGACUCUGAAGUACCAUCUAAAAAAUCUGUAGAAGAACAAAUACAAGACACAACCUCAGCUGAAUCUCAUCAGAAAGUAAGUUCUUAUGCGUCUGACCUUGAAACCCAACAUACUCAUGGUGAACUUAUAAAACAGAUCGUUGAAGAUCCUCAAUCAACAAGUGCCCCUGUUGUUAGUGAUCUUCCCCUUAAUUGCAGUUCUGGCAGUAAAGAGAAAAUCAAUGUAGACAAACCUAAGCCUGAAACUCAAGACCCCGAUUCCUUAAACCACGAUGGUAAAUGCCACAGUGAUGACAGUGAGAGUGAAGAAUCAGACUCGGAUUCAGAUGAUGGGCGUGUUUCUUUAAAGCGGUUGCACUCGGUGGUGGUUGUGCCAAAAAAUUCAACCAUUGCUCUUGAGACAAAUGACUUGACUGAACCGUCUCCCGGGUGCUUAGUGUUUUCUGGACAGCAACAGACUGAUACACAUGAAAGCAUUAAUAGAGAAUUUGCUUAUGGCUUUAGCAAUCAGUCAAAGCUUGAGGAAUCAUCAGCUGCACUUUUUAAGGCCAGUGCACAAGCUGCAAUGCUAAAUCCAGAUAUUAAACGUGUCUCCUACCAAUCGCAGAGCAACAUGGUUGACAGCACCAGCCAUUCGGAGGCUACCAUUGCACAUGUGUACAAGAACUGGAGUGCCCAAGUAAGACCAAAUAGUGUCCAGAUAAACCAAGCAUCACUUCAGAGUUUUGAAAAGACUUUGCGACCUGAAUCGGAUCACCAUCAAAACCAUGAUAGACCAGAUAGCUGGAAUGGUAGGAAAGGAGGAAAGCAGCACUAUGGGGAAUCCACUGACUUCCACACUGGGAAGGGUUAUGGUUUAGCCUGGGACUUUAACCAGUCAGAACAGCCCAGCAGCACAUUUCAGCAACCGGACAGCAGUCAUGGCACUGAACACCCGCCUCAACCAGGAAUUGCUCUGUUUGAUAGCGGUCACAGACAAGGUCCAUGGACUCAGCCUCCCAUCUCUAAAACCAACAGACCAGUAAACGCGCAUGUGCCUUUUCAGUAUCAUGAUUCAGUUAACCAGAUCCAUCCAGACUCUUUGACCAAUGAUCACGAUGAAGACAGGGUAGUAGGGAUCAAACAAGGAUCUGUCCUGUCUGCUGAUCUUCCAGGAUCAUCCCCAUUUGUUCAAGCCCAUGAGAUAAGCAGCAAUUGCAGCUUUACCACAGAAAGUCAGAACAUCUCGGAAGCCCCUAGAGAAGACAACCAAAAGCCUCAUCGAGGAAGGGGUCCACCUAAGAAGAGACGUCAAGAGUUUGAAUCUGAAUCGGAUAAUGAGGCAGAGGCUGGUCUGAGCAGUAAAAGGGAGUGUUUGGAUGAGAGCUCAAGGGUUGUGAAAGAUGGUAAGGAAUCUUUUCACCAAAUUCAAGAGGUGGUGCGCCCACUGCUCAGACUGAAAAACUUUGUGGAUCCAGCUGUUUGGAGGGAAAAGGCAAAGCAGAAAAAAAUGCCACCCUACUUCGACCUCAUUGAAGAUAAUGUAUAUCUGACUGAACGCAAGAAGAAUAAGUCCCAUCGUGACAUCAAGCAUAUGCAGUGUGAGUGUGCUAUCCUCUCAAGGGAAGAGCGUGCCCAAGGAAUGAUGGCUUGUGGGGAGGAUUGCCUCAAUCGCUUGCUGAUGAUUGAGUGCUCUUCUCGGUGUUUAAAUGGGGCAUACUGCUCCAACAGGCGCUUUCAAAUGAAGCAGCAUGCAGACUUUGAGGUAAUUUUGACUGAGACCAAAGGCUGGGGCCUACGAGCAGCCAAAGACCUACAGCCGAACACCUUUGUUUUAGAGUACUGUGGAGAAGUUUUGGAUCAUCGGGAAUUUAAGGCACGGGUGAAGGAGUAUGCACGAAACAAGAACAUUCACUAUUAUUUCAUGGCUUUGAAAAAUAAUGAGAUUAUUGAUGCGACUUUGAAAGGAAACUGUUCCCGUUUCAUGAAUCACAGCUGUGAACCCAAUUGUGAAACUCAGAAAUGGACUGUAAAUGGCCAGCUUCGAGUUGGCUUCUUCACCACCAAAGCUGUGACGGCUGGGGCAGAACUCACUUUUGAUUAUCAGUUCCAAAGAUAUGGUAAAGAGGCCCAGAAGUGUUUUUGUGGAGCUCCUAGCUGUCGAGGUUUAAUAGGUGGAGAGACUCGGGUUAGUGUCCGAGCAGCAGGUGGGAAGAAACAGAGGGACCGCUCACGGAAGAAAGACACUGACAGUGCACUUACCACGUUGGAUGAAGAGCUGGAGGCUCUGCAGGAGAAUGGAGAAGGCUUGUGCGGAGAGAAAGAUGUGAUCUCACUCUGCAGGCUCAUGGUGCGAGUGGAGACAAUGGAGCAGCGACUCACCUGCCUUAAACUCAUUCAGAAUACCCAGAAUCCCUUGUGCCUGAAGCAGUUUUUGGAUCACCAUGGCCUCUCGCUGCUGUGGAUAUUUAUGGUUGAACUUUCUGAGGCUAAGAGCAACUCUGUAAACAACAUUAAACUACAGCUGGAGAUAAUGAAGGCUCUGGCAGUGCUUCCCAUCUCAACGAAGAAUAUGCUGGAGGAAAGCCUAGUGCUGCAGUUUAUCCAGCGCUGGGCUCAAAGCCGGCCACUCAGCCAACCAGCAGAACAGGAUGGCUACUCCAGUGAGAGCACCUCACGUGCCCAAACGCCCCUCAACACCCCUGAUGGUCCACCAGCCAAGCUGGCUUCUGAGCUGGAUGGGGACACUCCCAAGCGAGCAGUCUACCGUAGGUUGAAGAUCAUCAGUGAAAACAGUCUGGACAGUGCCAUGUCCGAUGCUAGUAAAGCUUCGGAUGGGAAAGAAGAGGAGGAUGAGGAAGAGGAAGAGAUGGAGGAUGAGACUUCACAGUUGGAAGCCACAAUUGAAAGGGAGGUUAAAGUAGAAAACAGUGAAGCGCCUUCUGAGAGUCAAGCUGAGCUUGAGCCCGAAUUGAAACAGGAGCCCCCUGAAACCGAAGAAGUCACACAUUCAACACCAGAGGCCACUGGCAGUGAGGGAGAGACACUUGAAACACAAGAACCUGAAGAAAAACCCAUCGUUAAGCCUGAAGAACAACUGGAGGAUGAAAAGAUCAUUGAGGAGACCAAGAGUGAGGAGCCAUCAGAGUCCCAGAUGGAGUCAACAACAGUUGAAGAUGCCCCUUCAGUCACGGACACCACAUCUGCAGCGGACAUUAGUAAUGAUGUAGUUGCUGAAGUGGAAACUCCCAUGGCUGAGACACAGGUGGAAAACGCAUCUUCUGAACAAUGCAGCUCCGAAGGGAAUGAAAGUUGCAGCACUGCAGAAAUCACACCCACACAACCAUCGGAAACUAUAAUGGAGAGUGUAUCCUCUGAAUCUACAGCUGUUGCCAUAGAGAGCGCACCCACAGAAUCUCCGUCUGCCUCUGUGGAAACCACUCCACCUGAAUCUGCUGCUGUUUCUACUGAAAACGUAUCAUCAGAGGCUGUCGUAGCUGCUGGUUCUGCUGAUGCGACGGCCCUGGCUAUUGUUGCUGUUCCAGCAGAGGGUGCUGCAGUGGGGACGCCCUCUCAAGAUGAGGAGGAAGGUGUCUCUGAUGUGGAGAGCGAGCGCAGUCAGGAGCCACAAGUUCAGGCUUCUGAUAUCAGUGACAUGGCUGCCCGGCUGCUGGACAGUUGGAAAGACUUAAAGGAAGUUUACAGGAUACCAAAGAAGAGCCAGGUUGAAAAAGAGUCAAGUGAUCGCAGUCGUGAUCGAGAAGCCCUGAUGACCCCUCGCACACCUUCGAGCAGUCGAGAGAGAGAGCGAGAAAGAGAUAAGGAGCGCGAUCGGGAUCGAGACCGGGACAGAGACCGGGAGCGUGAGCGGGACCGGGAGAGGGAUGGAGAGAGAUCGUCUCUUCGCAGUGCAGAUAGAAAAAGACGACGAGGCUCCACCUCCCCUCUACCGCCUUCAGCCUAUGAGAGGGGCCGCAGAAAUGAUGACCGUUAUGAGCAGUCCAGCAGCAAGAAGAAACUCCACACCAAAGAGUCUCGUAACAAGCUGUCUACUGAGGAACGACGAAAGCUCUUUGAGCAGGAAGUGGCUCAGCGGGAGGCUCAGAAACAACAACAACAACAACAGCAGCAGCAAUUACAGACUCUUGCAUUUAACCCACUGGCCUACACCUCCAGUCCAAACUUCAUGGCCUACCCGCCUGGAUACCCUAUCCAGGCCUACGUGGAUCCCACCAAUCCCAAUGCAGGAAAAGUGCUUUUGCCCACACCUGCUGUAGAGCCUCUUUGUGUCACCCCAGCUCCUGGUACAUUCGAACAAACACCAACUCAGCCUAUCGUAUCAGAGCUCAAUCUAGCUUCACCCUCUUCCACCACCACCCAGGCCGGACCUGCCUCCAGCUUGGCACAUAUCCCUCUGGAGCUUUCCUCUGGCACACAGACUCAGCAGUUUGUCCAGCCUGCUAUGCCGGCACAGGACCCGAACAUGGCCAUCCUGUCGGUGCCUACGCAAAUAGCCAGCCCACAGAUCCAGGGUCAGCAGGGUUACACCACACUCUGGGACCCCAACACACAGCAAGCGGUAACGGUACAGACGCAGCCAACCCAGCAGUACUCCACCACGGCACAGCCUCAGACUGCCAUCUACUAUCAGGGCCAGCCCUGCCAGACCAUCUAUAGCAUUCCUGCAGGCUACCCACAAACCAACACUCCUGUCAUACAGACAUACACUGAGCCAGCUGCCAGUUACCUACAUGGGCAGCAGGUGUACACGGGUCAUCAGCAGGGUGUGGUUGUGCAGCAGGGCGGCACGGUCACCACCAUUGUCACAUCUCAGACAGUUCAACAGUUUGUCCUCUUUGCACAGUUCUCUACAAAGACCGCCGAGGCAGACACGUCCAGUGAGCUGGCCAAAAAAAGCAAAGAAGUCUUCCGCAAGGAGAUGUCACAGUUUAUUGUGCAAUGCCUUAAUCCGUACCGCAAGCCAGACUGCAUGCUGGGCCGCAUCAGUAACACAGAAGACUUCAAACAUCUCGCUAGAAAGCUGACUCAUGGGGUGAUGAACAAGGAACUGAAGUCUUGCAAGAACCCCGAAGACCUUGAAUGCAAUGAGAACGUCAAACACAAGACCAAGGAGUACAUCAAGAAGUACAUGCAGAAGUUUGGCGCUGUGUACCGGCCCAAGGAAGACAUAGAGCUGGACUAACUAGCAAACCCAGGAACCUCCUGGCAGCUCUUUCCAACCGAACACCUCUGGCCUGAACAGUUUUGGUGUGUCAGAACAGGGCAGCUCAAGCUCGAGUCCUGUUGUUUUGUUCCACUGACCUUCUAACCAUGUCCUAAAUGCUGCUCUGGGAGGGGGGCGUUGACUGAGCUGUCCCGCACAGGGGACGCUUUUAUGAUGAGAUAAACUGCUGCGGUAUGAAGUGCGGAGGACGCAAACCAAGGGUGCUACUCAGACUCUUUCCAAUUAUCUCUAAAGCAAGUCUCAUCACUUGGGAGAAGAGGAUCAUCUUAAACUCUGUUCUAGAUGGGGGGGGGGCGGGGCGGGGGGGGUGAAGAAUAAGUGGACCAUUAAAAUCCUUUUCCCUUGUCACCCCACUCCAUUACUGUAGUUGUUACCAAGGGCUUUUGUUAGCUUGCCUGCUCUGCUAAAGGUCCAAUCCCUCACUGAUAGUAGUCGAGAAAGAAUGAAGGAGAAAGACAGAUGCUAAGGAUUAUAUAUCAGAUAAAAUACCCCACAGAACAUAGGUCGCCCAUCUCAGCAUUGUUUUUAUGGAUUUUAGACUUUCAAAUAGAAGUGUGCAGGUCUGUGAUCUAACCCCAUUUGCCCUAGUCUGGUUUCUCCUCUCGACUGGGUGGAAGGCUAUGUAGCAAUGAUAUUUUAUCAAGGUCUUUCACACUGUUUUUACAUUAACAUUUUUUAUUCAUGUCACAAAGGCAAAUGUGAAGCCCUCCAGGCAGUUUGUAGCUUUUUUUUUUUUUGUGGCCGUCACGUAAGGAUUAAUCAGGUUUACUAUCCCAUAAACUCUGGCCAUUAAUCAACUCACCCCACCUUAUUGACCUGCAUUAAAUCUCUUUCCAAACAUGUAUUAUAUUGCUUUAUAUGUGAAUAUAUUGAGAGUUAGUUUUUGAGACCAUUAGCAGAGACUUUGUAAAAUGACUGUGGGGGUCCACAAUGUCUUGUGUAAAUAUGUCUAAUUAUGCCAGACUGGUAAAACGGGAUUGGAAGGAUACGACUAGAUCAGAGUCCUCCGUCCCGUCGGCGUGAUUUCGGUGUUCCUACAUCAGGCAGAAUUCCGCACUCUCCCACGGCUCCGUAUGUUGGGUUGGGUUUUAAAGGUGGGGGUGUCGUUUCCUUUGCUCUCUCUGUGGAAAGACUUUGGGUCUUUUUUUUAUGUACAAAUAGGAGUCUCGCCCCACUCCACUGUAAGUA